UUAAUAUGAUAUAAAAGAAAGGUUCUCAGAUGUCCCCGAAUUCAUUUUGCACUGAAAAAGCGAUUCAGAGGUAUGGAUGAGCAGUUUGUAGUUUUAGGAGUCACGAAGCCUUUGAGCCACUUUAGAAAAAUUAGUUGGAACUGGUUUCCCAGGUCGAAAUAAGUCAUAAAAAGUUUGAAGGUUCAUUCUUGGCCUUGGAAAUAGUAAUUCCACAAAACAACCUUAACUCGAGGUCCGCCCAUGUGAAAUGCGGUUGAAAGCUCUGGAAAAACAGUAAACUGCUUCAGGAUCCUAUUUCUCCAACACAUCCAGAGUGUCAGCAUUAUGUGUGCUUGGGCUGUAAAGGCCAGCAGAUGCAGAUCAGGCCGUCGUGCAGCCGCUGUAAGGACUAUUCCGGCUUCCAGGAGAACAAACAGCUCUCCUUGCUGGUUCAGUGCUACAGGAAGCUCUGCCUCUAUGUCACUCAUUCACCGUUGCUGCCGUUGGUCAGCAGCCAUGUGGGAGGAUCUCCAGAGGUUAUGGCCUUGUUAGAUGAGGUGCUAAUGUCACAUGAAGAGGAAAUGGAGACACAGGACCCAAGCCUAGCACAGGAAGAUGUGAAUCUCUCUGCCCCUGAGUCACUUACCCCCACAGAGGCACCACCUGUUCCUGCAGAGCUCUCAGCUGUACCCCUGAGCUCCUCCUCUGACCCUCCCUGUUCCAAUGGACCACAGGAAUGCAAUGGAGAAGUGCUGGAGGACCUAGAUCCCUCUUCUCCUGAGCUGGAAGUAUGUGAGCUGAUAGAGGAGCAACCACAGACAGGCCUGUCUGUUUCCAGUACUGGUUGUGGUGGUCUGGAACUGAGUCUGACCACUGGACCUUUAGCCCCAACUCCAGGCACUGUGUGCUCACUCAGGGAUGGGGAAUCUAGCAGCAGGGAGCUGGAGGAGGGGGAGGUGUUGCUCCUCAGUGUGGAGGAGGUGUUACAGACUUUGGAUCCCCUUCAGCCCAGUCGAGAUUCUCCUCACACGCAACCGGACAGGACUCACACUCAUACACACAUAGCCACGGACAGAGCGCACGCUCAAAUGUACAUACAGCUGGAUGCAGCUCAUAACUACACACAGAUUCAAACAGACAGGACUAACACAGUGGUAAGCCAUGGUGCUCGUAUACACACAUCCUCCUUCGAUCCUCCUCCAACCUCCAAGCCCCCGCCAGUCCGCCUUAACCGUAAACGAUCUCAUUCAGAGAGUGACAGGGAAAAGGUGAAACCCCUCCCUAUCACUUCCAUCCUACAGGGCUCAUCCUCACAAGUACACACUCCAAACCCCUCUCAUACACUACACACACCACCACCCACACCUUCCUUAACUGUACCAGCACACACAUACUCAUCCCUUCCCAAUGGGGCCCCUCCCAAGCCCAGCCGCCCUGCACCCAAUCACAGUAAAGGUGCCAGGAAGCAUGUCGAUCCAGGCCCUAAGAAGCCGCAUGCCAAGGCCCGCAGUGGUGGAGGCUCCAAGACCAAGGACCGAAGCAAAGACCAGCGGUUAAUGUCAGGCUGCCUGGUGCCCCCAGCACCAGUCAGGCCUCCAUAUAAGAAGCCAGUGGAGAAGAAGGGCUGUAAGUGUGGCAGGGCCACCCAGAAUCCUUCUGUGCUGACCUGCAGGGGGCAACGCUGUCCCUGUUACUCAAACCGCAAGGCAUGCUUGGAUUGUAUCUGUCGAGGUUGCCAGAACUCCUACAUGGCCAACGGUGAGAAGAAGCUCGAGGCCUUCGCUGUGCCGGAGAAAGCCUUGGAACAGACACGGCUCACACUCGGCAUCAACCUCACCAGCAUCACGGCGGCCGCAGCACUCCGCAACCCGACAACCACCAGCAUCCGUGCAAACACCCUCCUCAAUGUCGCCACAGCAACAGGAACCCCCGUAACCACAGCCUUCCUGUCCCCAAGCCCCCCGCAAGAGCCCAACUAUGAGGACAGCCUGGAGCUGCUGAUUGGAUGAGAGGCUGGAACUCCAAAAAUGGACAGCUCGGUGCUGAUCGAAUGUGGCGGCUGAUCAUUGUGUCUGUCAGAAAACCUGUACCUCCCCCCUCCACAGGGGAGGCAAUCUAAGGCAGCUAUGGGUCUGUCCUGUCCUGUAACCUGCUUUUCUUCUGUGUUGGAAAAUGCUGAGUAGUAAGACUAGCAUGGGUGUGCCAAAGCCUCCUGUAUUGUGCCUGUGUGCCGGUGUGUAUUGUUGCCUGUCUGUAGUUAAACACUUAUACUCGGUUCCACAGCUGUUCUGUACUUCAGAGGUGCUUUUUUUGUUCAUAGACCACAGACAUACUGUAAGAGGCAAUAGGAACCCAUACCAGGUUUUGUCUUUUGUCAGUGUGUGCGCACAAUUAUAGAUCCAAUUAUGUGUGUAUGCGUGAUUUUUGGUGCAUAAUGACAACAAAAACUGCAUCAUCAUAUCUCAGUUACUUGUCACAGCAUUUUCCAUGUUUAAAUAUUGCUCCAUGUAUGGUUAAGAAAUGCAUAAUUGGUAUCAGGACGGCCCUUACUAAUCCUUAACCGUGUAUGUGUUCACACUUUAAUUGUGAAUGACUCUUGUGACUAAUCUAUGGAGAACUUCUCACACAAGACUGUAUGCCUUUUCUAUCUCAUUAACUCACUCAAUCCAAGUACUGUUGGCUGUUAAUGAAUUUGUCUUAAUGAACUUGACUGAUGCAGGCAUUGUACAGGCAGCGAGAUAAUGUCAAAGCACUUGGCUGGCUCCACGGUUUCUCUGUGUGUGUGUGUGUGUGUGUGUCCGUGUGUGUGUGUGUGUGUGUGUGUGUGUGUGUGUGUGUGCGCCUGCUGAGAUUUACUCUAAUGUCGGGGGGGGGGGUUGUUAGCACUUAGUCUGAUUGAUUGGCCAAAAUUACAACUAAAACCAUUUUUGGUUACCAUAGCAAUAGGAGCACCAACAAGGAGCCUCCCAGCUCUCGUGUACACGCGCAGUUGUUUACAGUAUUGCCAUUUGUAGACUACAAUUGUUCUAAAAUAUUACACCAUUAUGUUUUGAUUAUGGGAUUGUACAUGAAUGUGUGUGUGUGUGUUUGUGUAACUGUGUGUAUGUUAGAUAAACUGAAGCCAUAGAUUGUCAUUAACAAGACAAAAUAUCCUCUGCGAGUCCAUUUUUUUCCCACAGUUGUAGUGUCCCGACUGAUUAGAGACCAACUUAUAUACUAUUUUUGAUACCAAGUGUUUGAGAUUUGGUACCACUGUCUUUUUGUGUGAGUGUGUGUGUGCGUGUGUUUUGGUUAAAGCACCUUGAAGCCCUCCUAUAACCCAAGAGACUGUGUAUUGUCUGUGUUUGUGUUUACUGUCUCAGCUGUAACAUCAUCAUGUUUGUCAGUCCAGUCAUGGUGACCAAAAAGAGACUGCAGGAGAGAGAGAGAGAGGACUCAGGCUGACCAUACAAACACCUUGGUUCUCGACAUAGACCAGGAAGUAGCAGGUGGAUUGCAUUAUGAUCAGCAAAUAUGAUCUAUCUUCCUGCGUGCGUGUGUGUAUGUUUCAAAAUGUAUUUCUUUUGGGCAUUACUUGAACCCUGAUUAGUUUUUGGUAUUUUUUUUUUUUUAAUGUAAAAACUCUUGUUUGAGGAGUGACUCUUAUUAUUGCUGAAACAUUCACUGCCAUAAUAUGGAAACAUGU
This is a messenger RNA of Xiphias gladius (swordfish), 3664 nucleotides long. It is a transcript of the gene msl2a, whose product is annotated as MSL complex subunit 2a. The transcript is spliced from 3 exons. The record is from RefSeq and is a predicted model, not a curated record. Gene Ontology annotation, molecular function: ubiquitin protein ligase activity. NCBI's taxonomy places the organism in Eukaryota, Metazoa, Chordata, Actinopteri, Istiophoriformes, Xiphiidae. Gene Ontology annotation, cellular component: MSL complex. Bases 354 to 1988 code for a protein of 544 amino acids.